AUGGCUCCCGCUAAGGUUUACAUUAUCAUCUACUCACUCUACCACCACGUUUAUAAGCUUGCUCAAGAAGUUCAAAAGGGUCUCACCUCCGUUGGUGUUGAUGCCAAGAUCUUCCAAGUCCCCGAAACUCUCUCUGACGAAAUCUUGACCAAGAUGCAUGCUCCUCCCAAGCCUGACAUCCCCGUUAUCACUGUCCAAGACUUGACUGAAGCUGAUGGUUUCCUCUUUGGUGUCCCCACCCGUUUCGGUAUCAUGCCUGCUCAAAUCAAGGCUUUCUUGGAUGCCACUGGCGGUCUCUGGGCCUCUGGUGCUCUUGCCGGUAAAUUCGCUGGUACUUUCUUCUCCACCGCUUCUCAACACGGUGGUCAAGAAACCACUGCUUUCACCACCGUCACCUACUUUGCUCAUCACGGUAUGGUCUAUGUUCCUCUUGGUUUCAGCUCUCCUCAUCUCUUUGACAAUUCCGAAGUCGUCGGUGGUUCUGCUUGGGGUGCCGGUACUGUCGCUAAUGGUGAUGGUAGCAGACAAGUCUCUCAAAAGGAACUUGAAAUUGCCCAUACCCAAGGUGAGAACUUUGGUAAGAUCAUCUCUGCCUAUGUCGCUGGUAAGACUGCUUGA
Molecule: messenger RNA, 618 nt
Organism: Mycotypha africana
Lineage: Eukaryota; Fungi; Mucoromycota; Mucoromycetes; Mucorales; Mycotyphaceae
Product: NAD(P)H:quinone oxidoreductase, type IV
Exons: 1
Coding region: 1-618 (205 amino acids)
Molecular function (GO): FMN binding; NAD(P)H dehydrogenase (quinone) activity
Source: RefSeq, a predicted model, not a curated record